AGACACUUUACCAUAUUCCGUACGAACAUUCUUAUUGUCAGACUAAUUUCUAAAUUGUACACUAUGACGGAUUACAAGAUACUGAUCAGUUACAAGGGGGAACAUCUGCGUUUGAAGGUGCGAAUGAGAAAGGGGAGGUUAUUGCAGUAGAUGGUGGCGGGUCUCCGUUGAUUACACAGGUGUCACGUCACUCAAUUUCUUUGCAUCAUUUUUCACAGUCGCUACCGAAGUUGCGCUAUAAUUGCAAAUCAAGAAACUAGUUGUUCAAAUAAUACUAUGAGCAAAGGAGUGUACACGGAUUUUUCUAUCGCUUCUGCGAAAUAUUUAUCGAAAUAUACAGGAAUAUGGUUGCCGAAGAAUAUAGCUGAAGAACGGCAAAGAAAGGUCACAGUAUUAUACAUGACCGUCGCACUUCUCUAUGGGAUAUACGUGAAUGUGAUGGAUAUUUAUCACACAUGGCCCGAUCCAAGUCACUGUAUGUUCCUGAUACUAAACGCUACGUGCAUCAGUGUAACAAUAAUCAAGAUGCUCAUUUUAAACGCUAAGAGAGCUGAAUUCGCAGACGUUCUUCUUUAUGCACAGCGGCAUUUUUGGCAUAACAAUUAUGAUUCCGAAGAACAACUGAUCUUUUCCAUAUGUGUCAAAUAUUGCACACGGUUUGUGAUGUUCGCAUUCCUUGCCUUACCAAUUGCAUUAUUUGGUUACGUGAUUACACCUAUCAUUGUAAAUCACGGAGGAGAUAAGUCAGAGAGGGUACUUCCAUUCAAGAUGUGGGUUGACUGGCCCUUAACUGAGACACCUUAUUACGAACUAAUGUUCAUCUUUCAGGUGAUAUGCAUAUAUUUAAUUGGCGCCGCGUACAUUUGCCCUGACUUAUUUUUAUGCCUCUUCAAUCUACACGCGAUGUGUCAGUUUCGCAUACUCCAAUACAGAAUGUUGAAUUUUUGGAAUGUCGAAAGCAAAGCGAUAGAGGGAAUUAUGUACACCGAACACUGUUAUGAAGCUCUGAAGAAGUGCAUUCAAUAUCAUCAGAUGGUUAUCGAGUUUUGUGAGAAGCUCGAACAUUUGUAUACCAUGUCAAUUCUCGUGCACAUGGCAGUUUUAAGUUUAUUAAUGGGUUUCGAUUGUUACGAAAUACUCGUGGCAGACGUAAGUCCUUCUAUGCGUAUCAUUUUCCUAUUCCACAUGAUUGGAAGCCUGGGUUACCUGUGUAUGCUAACGUACACUUGCCAUCACAUGAUGGAGGAAAGCAUGAAUAUUACUACAACGAUAUAUUUAGGAUUUUGGAGCACAUUGCCAAUGAAUAAAGUUGGAAGAUCAUUUCGAUCGAUCAUGAAAUUCAUUAUGAUAAGAUCAUUGAAACCAUGCUGUCUGACUGCUGGUGGAUUUUUCCCUGUGACUAUGGAAACUUUUACCACGCUUUUAAGUUCAACAUUUUCCUAUUAUACCCUGAUGAGGCAAUCGUUCAUUCGAACCGAAGGAGAAUAGUAUACAAAAUAACUUAAUAUAAAAUGAAUUCGAUAUAAGAAAUAUACAGAUUUCAUACUUUUUAAAGUAUGCGCUUAAUAUACAUAGAACAUUUCUUUAUAAACUAAGAUACAAUAUGCACGUUGUAAAGAAUACGAAAUAAUUUUUCUCUUACUGAAAUAUAGAAGAAUAAUAGCUACACAAUCAAAAGGACAAAAUACGUAUAAAAGCCUUGAGCUUUUCACAACUUAUUAUCAAAAAAACAACUUGUAUACGUUGUAAUCUUUUCAGCAUGUAUACAGUG
Messenger RNA from Osmia lignaria (orchard mason bee), 1771 nucleotides. Its product is annotated as odorant receptor 49b-like. Gene Ontology annotation, cellular component: plasma membrane. The record is from RefSeq and is a predicted model, not a curated record. Lineage: Eukaryota; Metazoa; Arthropoda; Insecta; Hymenoptera; Megachilidae. Gene Ontology annotation, biological process: detection of chemical stimulus involved in sensory perception of smell; sensory perception of smell. Gene Ontology annotation, molecular function: odorant binding; olfactory receptor activity.